Pristis pectinata (smalltooth sawfish) is the source of this 3842-nucleotide messenger RNA. RefSeq names its product reticulocalbin 2 (gene rcn2). The transcript has 8 exons. Bases 260 to 1219 code for a protein of 319 amino acids. The record is from RefSeq and is a predicted model, not a curated record. Gene Ontology annotation, molecular function: calcium ion binding. Lineage: Eukaryota; Metazoa; Chordata; Chondrichthyes; Rhinopristiformes; Pristidae. Gene Ontology annotation, cellular component: endoplasmic reticulum.
GGGCGAUUGAGGUAAGAUGGAGGGGAGGGGAGGGGAGGGUGGUUUGUUUUAACGUGUGAGGCUCGGGGUUCACCUCCAGCCACCUUACCCCAGCCGGGAUUGCCUGCCUCCUGCACAUAGUGACAGGAGGUAACGCCAGCGGGGGGAGAGAAAACAGUAAGAUCAGGGUUACGCCUCGAACAGCUGCUGAACCCCCAAAAUUCAACCAACAAUCUUCAAAGGAAAACUACUUACAAGGUUGAAGCUAACUUGACAAAAGAUGCAGUUUCAAGUGUUUGUGAGCUGUACUUUAGUUGUAAUGUGCUUCGCACAUGUUCAUCAUAAACACGAGCCAAUUAUUUCUGACGACCACUAUGCAGACGGUGAGCAUAAUCCGGAGUUCGAUAGAGACGUCCUUUUUGGCAGUGAGAAUGAAGCAGGCGAGUUUGCCAAACUGACACCUGAGGAACAACAAUCCCGGCUCAAAUCCCUCAUCAAGAAGAUGGACGCAGAUUCAGAUGGCUUCAUAACCAAAGAUGAGCUCAGUGCAUGGAUUCAGCAAUCAUUCAGACAUUAUGCCACGGAGGAGAGCAAAGAGCAGUUUCCAGAGCAUGAUCUGGAUGGCAAUGGAGUUGUUAGCUGGGAAGAGUAUAACAUUCAUAGUUAUGACCGAAUGCUGCAUUAUGAUGAGAAUACCCCACUGGAAGAUGAAGAAGAAGAAUCACUCAGACAGAUUUUUUUGAAGGAUAAAAAGCGCUUUGACAAAGCAAACAUUGAUGGAGUACAUGGACUGACUCUGACAGAAUUUGUUGCAUUUGAACAUCCCGAAGAAACUGAUUAUAUGACGGACUACGUCAUACAGGAUGCUUUAGAUGAACACGACCGCGACAAUGAUGGGUUUGUGAGCUUAGAGGAAUUCCUUGGUGACUAUAGGAAAGACCCAGGUGCAGCAGAUGAUCCAGAAUGGGUAACUGUGGAAAAGGAUCGGUUUGAAAAUGAUUAUGACAAGGACAAGGAUGGCAAGCUUAACAGAGAGGAACUUUUGUUGUGGAUUGUUCCCAACAACCAGGACAUUGCGCACGAUGAGGCUGAACAUCUUGUUAAAGAAAUGGAUACAAAUGGAGAUAGGAAACUCACAGAAGGAGAAAUACUUGCAAAUCAAGAACUCUUUCUUAACAGCGAAGCAACUGACUAUGGUAGCCAGCUACAUGAUGAGAAAUUCUAUCACGAUGAACUUUAGUGCCAAUAGUCCUCCAGUGCUAGGUUUGUCUCUGUGAAUAACUACACUUCUUAGGCCACUUUCAAAGAAACUCACUGAUUGGACAAGUGCUGACCAAUAGUGGGUAUUAAUAGAAUAAAAUGAACAGUCAAAUAGAUUUUAACAACAUUACUCCUGUUACAAAAACCUGCAUUCCUAAUGUCCUACUUGCCUUUAAUGAUAUUGUUCAUUUCUAUUUAUCUUGUGUUGUCAUUGAAGAGAUUGAGAAUUCCCUAAAUUAUUGCAGACACUAUUGCCUUGGAGAAUAUUUGUAGCCAAUACAAAAUUGUAUAGGUUAUAAAUAAUAAUAGUACCACUUUUUCACACUAUUGUUAAUAUUUUUAUAAAAAGUGGAUCAUCAACUUUCACUGCCAAAAGGCAGUACAGUAAAUUUCAGAUGUUUCUGAAUGAAGGAGCUUCCAUCUGCUGAUAAGUUCUAAAUUUUAAAAUGCAGUACAUGUAGAGGGGAUUUUUAAAAAAAAGACACCAAUUAGGGGAAUGAGAACUGAUUUCUUGUUCCCAUUAGCUUUAUUUUUAAUACAGUUUAAUACAUGAGUUUCUGGUUUGGCCACAAAAAUUGAGGAAUUCCCUAAUAGAAAUCUCUAAUAACUGGUAUGGAUUCUUUUAAACACCCACACUUGGCAUUUAAUCCAUUAUUUCACUCAGCAGAGGAAAAAAUUGUGAACAUGUCAACCAUUGUAGUAGAAGGUGCUUUUCUAGGUUUAAUCUAAGAGCAUUGUUGGGACAAAACAUCAUCACGUCUCGUUUAACUGUGCUAUACAUUAUCAGGGACUGAGGACAAUUCUGGACAUGGAACAGGGGAAAGUUUAUGACCCCAACAAUGAUAUACUUCGCCUUGAAAAACACAGAAUUCACAAAAGCGAGUAUUUUUGAAAGUUCCCAAAGCAUUUGUAAAUUAAAAAAUUUACUUGAAACUUAACUCGGGCUAUUCAUCUUCUCUGUGGGUGAAUUCUUUAAUUUUAAAUGUUCUUCUCAAAUUGUUAUGAUAUGUACACUGCAUUAACAUAGAUGGCCAAAUAAUUGCUCAGUUCUGUGUUUAAAAUUUUUAAAGUUACUGGUUAAAGAAAAAUAAUCCUACGGAGUUGCUAUAAAGUUGCUAAUUUUACUCUGUAAUUUAUUAUUUGAGGUAACUUAAACUACAGUGGAAUUACCUGAUGAUCCACAAAACCUGUCUUUGAAUAAUGUUCUUUCUUGGUUUAAGCUUUGCUGGGGAAGGGGAGGAAAUAGCCAUUUCUUUCUGGAUUUCUGCAAAAUUUAAUUAGUACUUCCUAAUAACUAAGUCAUUUGUUUAACAGAGUUGAAUCUAGAAAUUAGUUAUGCUGUUGUCUUUUUCAGCCUCCAUUCCUCCUGAGCUAAUACGCCCAGUACUCUAAACUCUGCUCAGUGCUACUUGUUUACUGCUCUAGAAUCAAAAUUAUUUUGCUGUUGUUUCACAAGUCUCAAAUCAAUGUAUUUGGUACAAAGUCUGCAUGAAUAACACCUCUGAAUUGUUAAUUAUUUGAUUUCUCUGGUUAAAUGGUUCUUGUCAAUGCAGCAUCCAUAAAUGAAAAUAUCAACUUGCGAUCUCUAGACUCCAUGCCCAUGGAACUAAUUAGCAUGCAUAAUUUUUUUUUUGUGCAGAAUAUCUUGAAGUGUAAUGCUACUGAAGAUGUUAACAACUUUAUAUUUCAUAUCUCGGUGUUUCAUUAGUUCCAAACUAUCACUGAAAGUGCUGCUUUUAAAACUUCAGAGUUCUGUUUUGUUCAAUAUGUGAAGCACCUUAUCAUCAGCAUUAUAUUCUCAGUAUCAUAUAGAAUUAAAUUACUGUGAUUGCAGCUGGCUAAUUAACUUUUGAACACUAUUACAUCUGCAGUUGCAGCAAUUACAUUAAUAAUGGAUAUUAAUAUAGUUUACUCUAAAUUUUAAAGAAUUAAAAAUUUUGAAAAUAUAGUGGUUCACCUGAAUACCCCUGCAUUUGCCUAUUUUUAAUUUCAAUAUCUGGUAUUUGCUAUUCCUCUUAAUCUUCCAGUUUCCACUAUGAUCAGAGUGACUUACAAUAAGGGGAUUUAUUUUUAUUAAUUUCUUUGGUUGUUUGUUUAAAUAUUCCACACCAACCUUUUAUAGUGACCAGCACUGCUGUUGAAGACUUAUUAACUAUAUACAUAUUAAACUUGGGUGAGACAUUAAUGAAUUACAAAGAUACAGAAGAGAUCUACGCUGCUAUAUUGACAAACAGCACUUGGGGGAAAAUCUGAAGAAUCUUAAGACGAGUCAUACUGCAAAGUAAAUCACUUUAAUCUGUGAAGAGAAUGUUAGUACUUUAUAACAGCAGCAUCUGUUUGUUCAAGCUGUAACUUAAUGUGUGAUCAAUGAAGUAAUCUAUACUUCAGGGUUCUCUUUUUGACUAAUAUCUUGUUAGUUUUUCAUUGAAGUUAAGGAAAUGUUUCCUUUUACAAUGUUAUGAUACUUUUUGAUUAGUCUUGUACCCUAAGUGGUAUACCUUUCUAGUUUAUAACCAAGAUGACAACCUGACAAUACCACUACACCCUGUAUUUUAAGAUUAGAUGUUUGACUAAAGUUUAAUUAAAAUCCUGUGAAACUUAAA